Molecule: messenger RNA, 1530 nt
Organism: Acaromyces ingoldii
Lineage: Eukaryota; Fungi; Basidiomycota; Exobasidiomycetes; Exobasidiales; Cryptobasidiaceae
Product: amino acid transporter
Exons: 4
Coding region: 1-1530 (509 amino acids)
Biological process (GO): transmembrane transport
Cellular component (GO): membrane
Molecular function (GO): transmembrane transporter activity
Source: RefSeq, a predicted model, not a curated record
AUGAGCGACAAGGCGAGCGAAAAGAUCAAGACGGUGGUCAGCAACGAUGCCUACGGCCAGCUCACGGCCGACGAGAGGCUCCUGGCCUCGCUGGGCUACAAGCAGGAGUUCCGACGCGAGUUCUCGACGUGGUCGACAAUCUGCUACACGACGUCGGUCAUGGGCGUCGUCGCGUCCUUCACCGCCACGCUCAACUUUCCUCUCGAUGCAGCCGGCCACGUGGGCAUCGUGUGGGCUUGGUUUGUCGGCUCCAUCAUGGUCUGGACCGUGGCGGCGUCGCUGGCCGAGCUGAGCAGCGCCAUGCCCACCAGUGGAGGCCUCUACUAUUUUUCCGCUCGCCUGGCUCCGUCCAAGUGGGCGCCCCUGGCAUCCUGGUGGACGGGCUGGAUGAAUGUGACGGGGCAGGUGUCGCUGGUGUCCUCGAUUGCCUACACGGCGGCACAAUUCAUCUACGCUGCUGCCCUCGUAGCCAAUUCGUCCCUGUCGCUGUCCUUGGGCGAGCUCUACGCCAUCUUUCUCGCCAUUCUCGUCUUCAUCGGUGGCCUCUGCAUGACGGCGACGAAGCUCUUGGCCAAGCUGAAUAUCCUCUACCUGAUUCUCAAUGUGGGCACUGCGCUGGCCGUCAUCAUUGCCUUGGCCGCCACUGGUCCCCACGUCUCGGCGUCUGAAGCCUUUACUUUAUUCGAAAACGGCGGCGGCUGGCCGAACAACGGCAUGGCCUGGCUCCUCGGCCUGACCGCAGUCAUGUGGACACACACAGGCUACGACUCGGCGGUCCACAUUGCUGAGGAGACGCUCAAUGCAUCUCGCGUCGUGCCAAAGGCCAUCGUGGCGGCCGUCUUUACCACGUCUGUGACGGGAUUCGCCCUCAGCAUCGUCACGUCAUUCGGCAUCGCCGACGUCGUGGCAACGGGACAGUCGAGCCUUGGCGUUCCAAUGGCCCAGGUCCUUCUCGAUCACCUGGGCUCCAGGGGCAUGCUUGCCCUCUUUGCGUUCAUCAUUGUCGUCCAGAUCAACACGGCAGCCGCCCAACUCGUCGAUGCAUCGCGCGUUGUCUUUGCCUUUAGUCGCGAUGGCGCCCUGCCCCUGUCUCGGUAUUGGUCCCGGAUCAACUCGCGGACAAAGACGCCGGUCCUGGCAACGAUCUUCGUCGUCGUCUUUGCCGCCCUCUUUGGCCUCCUCACACUCCAGCCGGCUGCCGGGCUGGCGCUCUUUAGCUGUGCCGUCAUCGCCCUCUACAUCUCCUACUGCAUCCCUAUUGCUUUCAGGCUGUUCUCCUCCAGCUUCCAGCGUGGGGUGUGGCACCUCGGCCCCUUUUCGCGGCCCAUUGCUGGUGUGGCCUGUGCAUGGGUCGUCUUCAUCACCAUCAUCCUGCUCUUUCCACAGCAGGUCAAUCCCGGGAUAGCCGACAUGAACUGGGCGAUCCUGAUCUUGGGCGUCAUCGCCCUUGGCUCCUCAGCAUGGUGGCUCAUCGAUGCCCACCGUUGGUUCACUGGCCCUAUUCGCACUGUAGACGAGCUUGAUUCUUGA